AUGAGCAUUACCAUACAUAUUAAGUGUGGUCAAGAUAACUGGGAAGUUACUGUCGAACCUACCGAUACCAUUUCUCAAUUAAAGAAGACUAUUAAAGAGAUAAGUGAUAUCCCUGAAGAGAGUCAACGUCUGAUAUAUUCUGGUAAGAUAUUGAAGGAUCCAGAGACCGUGGAGUCCUAUAAGAUUCAAGAUGGCCACGCUAUUCAUUUAGUGAAAUCAGGAUUGCAUAAGAAAAAUACUACUACACAAAGUACUUCUAAUAACAAUGGAACUGAAGCUGCAGCUGUACCAUCUAAUAUAGCUACAGGUCAAACAGGUGGAUUUAAUCCAUUGAAUGAUUUAACAUCUGCACGUUAUGCGGGAUACUUAAAUAUGCCUUCUGCUGAUAUGUUUGGUCCAGAUGGUGGGAUGAAUAAUAUCCCAAAUCAAGAUGAUAUGAUGAGAAUGAUGGAAAACCCUGUCGUACAAUCUCAAUUGAAUGAAAUGUUAAGUAAUCCACAAAUGGUUGAUUUCAUGAUUCAAUCCAAUCCACAAUUACAAGCUAUGGGUCCACAAGCUAGACAAAUGCUACAAAGUCCCAUGUUUAGACAAAUGUUAACAAACCCAGAUAUGAUGAGACAAAGUAUGCAAUUUGCUAAUAUGAUGAAUGGUGGCCAAGGUUUAGGCGGUGAAGGAACUGCGGAAUCUGCUUCUGCAUUCCCAGCACCAGGUGAAACUGGUGAAGAAGCCGCAGCACAUGCAUCGUCUGAGGAUGUUUCUACAGGUGCUACAACAGCUACGCCUGCAGCCCCUGCCGCAGGUAAUCCAUUCUCUGCUUUAUUUAACCCUGCAAUGAACCCAUUUGCAAAUAUGGGUAACGCGCAACAACAAGGUAGUAACCAGCAAACAACACCUGCAUUUGAUCCAGCUUUGCUAGCAUCUAUGUUUGGAGGUGCUGGAGCUAACUCUGCUGUUAAUGCACAACCACAAGACGAUAGACCGCCUGAAGAACGUUAUGAGACUCAGCUGAGACAAUUGAACGACAUGGGUUUCUUCGACUUCGAUAUGAAUGUUGCUGCUCUGAGACGUAGUGGUGGGUCUGUUCAAGGUGCAUUGGAUGCAUUACUAAACGGAAGUGUAUGA
Molecule: messenger RNA, 1122 nt
Organism: Maudiozyma barnettii
Lineage: Eukaryota; Fungi; Ascomycota; Saccharomycetes; Saccharomycetales; Saccharomycetaceae
Gene: DSK2
Product: ubiquitin domain-containing protein DSK2
Exons: 1
Coding region: 1-1122 (373 amino acids)
Biological process (GO): ubiquitin-dependent protein catabolic process
Cellular component (GO): cytosol
Molecular function (GO): polyubiquitin modification-dependent protein binding
Source: RefSeq, a predicted model, not a curated record